AUGUGGAUGUGCCUGGUUGCUUCGUCUAUUCUACUGUUAUUGUCUGACAUGCAGUCCGGCCAGGCGGGGGGCUACCUCGGACCAACGGUCAUGCCUCAAUUCAUGAGUCCGCAGCGACCUGGCAACGAAAACUUACCACCAAACACGGUAGUAGCACCGGUUGCACAGAACAUUGGGUUACAGUAUCCGCCCUGGUCCGGCUCGGACGCAGAUGACUUGGAGUAUCCGACAGUAAACGUUCAUUACGACUUCGAGCCGAAAGACUGGAACAAGAAGAGAGAAGAGCUGCGCGAUAGAAUCGCUCUCCGAAGAGAGAGAAAUAAGUUCUUGGCCAACGCGGAUCAGGACCAGAUGGACCUUGCGGAUGUCAUAGAAGGCCAGAAUUCGCAGUUGCAAGGGAUGAGUGCUUUGCUUGUUGAACAAGCAUUGCAAGCGAGAAAUACAGCGGCCGGGGUCGUCGAGAAGAAAAUCCCAGAAGCUAUCAAAACAGGAACUGCACUGGGCACGAACGCUAUGGCACAGAUCGAAUCCCGUCUGAAUAGUAUGUACCCACCUCCCUUACAUAAAAACAAGUCUUUCUCCGGUCCACAUAUUCGGAGCUAUUCGGCAACUCCUGACAUUUUCGAGCAUUUGGCAGACGAGCUUACUGUUAUGUGA
Neospora caninum is the source of this 657-nucleotide messenger RNA. RefSeq lists its product as hypothetical. Lineage: Eukaryota; Apicomplexa; Conoidasida; Eucoccidiorida; Sarcocystidae. The transcript is spliced from 13 exons. The record is from RefSeq and is a predicted model, not a curated record. Bases 1 to 657 code for a protein of 218 amino acids.